AACGACGGGCAUCCCGGACAGAGCCACAAGCACAGGGACGCGCCGACAUCAGCCUAGAGCUGCUGACUCAGUGCAUGUUGGACAAGAAGCCCUCCAAGGGGCCAUGGCCCACGCCACCUUUCGACCCGCGCUUCCCCAACCAGAACCAAACCCGCAACUGCUACCAGAACUUCCUGGACUACCACCGCUGCAUGAAGAAGAUGAACCGCCGCGGGAAGAGCGCCCAGCCCUGCGAGUAUUUCUUCCACGUGUUCCACUCGCUGUGCCCCAUCAGCUGGGUGGAGCGCUGGACCGAGCAGAUCAAGUCGGGGACCUUCGCGGGCAAAAUUUGACGGUCUGAGUUCGCGGCUCCUCCGAGAGACCGGCCCCAGGCGCCCCCAUCUCCUCGUCUCCCUGGGACCUGGCCCCGACUCCCCACCCCAGU
Molecule: messenger RNA, 424 nt
Organism: Artibeus jamaicensis (Jamaican fruit-eating bat)
Lineage: Eukaryota; Metazoa; Chordata; Mammalia; Chiroptera; Phyllostomidae
Product: cytochrome c oxidase subunit 6B2
Exons: 4
Coding region: 75-332 (85 amino acids)
Cellular component (GO): mitochondrion; respiratory chain complex IV; mitochondrial crista
Source: RefSeq, a predicted model, not a curated record